Messenger RNA from Suillus subaureus, 216 nucleotides. RefSeq lists its product as uncharacterized. The record is from RefSeq and is a predicted model, not a curated record. The transcript has a single exon. The annotation marks the transcript as partial. Lineage: Eukaryota; Fungi; Basidiomycota; Agaricomycetes; Boletales; Suillaceae.
UUGGAUUUUCAAAAAGCUAUCAACAACUUUGUGGCGAAGAUGUGUGAACUACACCAAUAUGAACUUUCUGUUGAUGAUUGGCAGUCAAUUGCACUAGUAACAGGGUGGCUGAAGGCAUUCCAGUCAGCUACUACUCAAAUGUCAAUGUCUAAGUGCCCAAUGCUAUCUUCGGCUCAUGCUAUAUUUCAAGGUCUCAAGGAAUCCACUUCAGGAUGA